UCAAACUACAAUGGGGGGGAUGUUAUUUUAGUGAUGGUGGAGAGUUUGCACGUUGUUGCCAACCAAUUCUGACCAUAUUUUUAUUAUUGGGCUUUAGAAAUCGUGUUUGUUUUUGUUGGUUGGUUUAUUGAAGGAAAAAGGGGGCAGCCAUUUCCAAUUCCCCAUCUACCUACUACCAAAUCCCAAUUUUUCAGUUUGACAAUCCACAAUUCUCCAUUUGCUUAAUUACCCUUUUCCCCUUUCUGUACAUAUUGUUUGUUCCUCUUCUUCUUCUUCCUCUUUCAUCCUUGUUUUCUUCGCCCACUUUCCCCUUUCAUCUGCUCCUCAAUCGGAUCCAAUCCGACCCACCAAUCCAAUUCCACGUAAUGGGUAGCGGAGAAAAGGUCUUCACUUUGAAGGAAGUCGCUGAACACAACAAUCACAAGGAUUGUUGGCUCAUCAUCAGUGGCAAGGUAUAUGAUGUGACCAAGUUCUUAGAAGACCAUCCUGGUGGUGAUGAUGUUUUAUUAUCAGCUACAGGGAAAGACGCAACUGACGACUUUGAAGACGUGGGGCACAGUGACAAUGCAAGAGAAAUGAUGGAUCAAUACUACGUUGGGGAGAUUGAUGCUUCAACAAUUCCAAAGAAGGUCGCCUAUACGCCUCCAAAACAGCCUCAUUACAAUCAGGACAAGACAUCCGAAUUCAUCAUCAAGCUUCUCCAGUUCCUUGUCCCGCUUGCGAUUCUGGGAUUGGCAGUUGCCAUACGCUUCUACACCAAACAAGCUUGAGCUCUUGAGGUAACCUUAGCGACUUUUAAAAUUUGUUAGAUUGUUAGUCGUCGAUUUUUAUGCUGUUGCUAAUGAUCAGUUCGUUCAACAAUGUCGUUUCUUGGUUAAAAAAUGCAGACAGUGAGUGUUCUUCAUUUCCAACUUCCUCUAGAUUUGUCAUAUUUAAUGUUCCUCUAUACUUUUUAAUUUUCAAAAUAAAGAUGGUGGAGAUUUUGUUA
Molecule: messenger RNA, 988 nt
Organism: Cucumis melo (muskmelon)
Lineage: Eukaryota; Viridiplantae; Streptophyta; Magnoliopsida; Cucurbitales; Cucurbitaceae
Product: cytochrome b5
Exons: 3
Coding region: 366-770 (134 amino acids)
Cellular component (GO): membrane; intracellular membrane-bounded organelle
Molecular function (GO): heme binding
Source: RefSeq, a predicted model, not a curated record